GUUGGACGGAGCCAGAGGAAGUGAAGGUGCUCUUCCUGUGUUAUUAUCAUCGCUGCACACACUAAUCAUGUAUUACUAAUGUGGCCACUUGGGGAAACGUUAGCUUGAAUAUUUAAAAGCAAGCUUUGGGUUGCAUCGCGUCAUCUACAGAGCACACAUGUUGACAACAUGAAGAUGAAACCUGCCAAGAAGAAGUCUCCAAGAAACAAAGCCAAGAGGGGAGAGAAACAAGAAGAUGUGGACACAGUGAAGACUGAACCUGAAUCAGAGGAAGCCUCUCGUGAUGUUUGCAUUGACACAGAUGGUUUAAACAUCCAGAUCAAGGAGGAACCGGAUUCACAGGACUUCAGUGAGGAGUACAAUGAAGACACUAAACCUGACACUCUGGCAUCCAGGUCAGGUGUUCACAUAAAGGAGGAGAGUGACUCUGACCAUAAACCUGAAUAUGAAUUCACUGAGGCUGCUGUCAAAGAGGAGCCAGAGUCAUGGAUCAAAGAGGAGAGAGACAGCGAAGAGGAGGCGGAGGAGGAGGUUUGCAUAGAGUCAUCGUCUGAGUUCUUCCCAUGUCCUCACUGCACUGUCUCCUUUACUGACUUGGACUUCUUGGAGAAACAUGUCAAGUGGGUCCAUCAGAAACAGUAUCUUGCCAAACUGAAAAAAUGCCUCUCAAGCCACACACUAAACCUCAUCCCUAAACACACCUGCACAGUCUGCAGCAGCACCUUUAACUCCAAAGUACACCUUAGGAUUCACGUACGUCAAGCCCACCCUUCUGCCCCUCCCCGCAGGCUUCACCCAUGUCCAACGUGUGCACGCAGCUUCCAGUACCUGAAGAAUUUGAAGAAUCACUGCCAGCGAUGGCACAACAUGUCUGUGGUCACCAGAGGAGGGCAUCUAAGCUGCGCUGACUGCGGGAAGAGUUUCAAAGCUACCUGGGGUCAAGGCCCUCAUUUGUGUCAUGAACCCGAUAACACAGAACCUGAGGACAAGCCAAUCUGUCUGGACACUGGUGUGCAGUGUCCAGAAUGUGGCAAGAAGUUAUGCACACCUCAAAGCUUGGAGGAUCAUAUGCGCACCCACACAGGUGACCGCCCGUUCGUCUGUAAGGACUGCGGCAGGAGAUUCGUGGAGCGCAGCGGUUGGCGACAACACAUGAAAAUACACACAGGGGAGAAGCCGUUCAAAUGUCAGGUGUGCGAGAAGGCCUUCUUAAGAGCACACCACCUCAAGUGCCACUUGACCACACACUCCGGCAAGAAGGAAUAUUCUUGCUCUGAAUGUGGAAAAGAGUUUGGAUUCAAGUCAAGUCUGGAUCUCCAUCUGAGGACGCACUCCAGCGAGAAACCCUUCCACUGCAACGUGUGCGGGAAGAACUUUAAUACCCAGAGAAACUUGAGGGUUCACUCCAAAGUCCACAACAAUGAGAAGGCUCACCAGUGCGGUGACUGCGGGCUGAAAAUCGGAGACCUCGGGGCCUUGAAAAUACACCUGCGGACACACACCGGUGAAAGGCCUUACCACUGCACAGUUUGUGGCAAUAGGUUCAUUCGCCUUUCACAUCUGCGAAACCACCAACGCACCCACACCGGAGAGAGACCCUACAAAUGCACUGAAUGCAACAAGAGUUUCACUCAGUCCGGCGACCUGGUGAAGCAUAAGAGGAUACACUCCGGGGAAAAGCCCUUUGAAUGUCCAGACUGCCACCGCCGUUACACCUCCUCCGGUGAUCUGGGUAAGCACAGGAGGAGUCACACUAACCUGCGUCCAUACACGUGUCAAGAAUGUGGAAAAAGCUUUCGCUUGUCGGGCCAUUUGAAAACUCACAUGUUAACUCACACAGGGGAGAAGCCGUAUUCCUGCCCCAACUGCCUCCGCAGGUUCGCUCGCUCUCACCAUCUUUCUGGACACGUGGCUAAAUGUCGCUGAACUUUCUUCAGAGAAGUGUAAAUAAGCUAGUCUGUAAUUAUAGAAACUGUAAACACUCUACUACUGUACUAGAUAUUUUUUAUGAAUGUGUGUUGUAAUGUCAAACUUACAUCUGUACAUAAUUAUUUAUAUGAACUUUCUGUAACCCUCUUGACUCAGAUGACUGUUCUAACUUAUUAGAAAAACAUAUUGCAUGGACCUUUUUUCUUUUUUUUUUCACAUUAUCCCAGAUCUUAUCUUAUGCAGGUCAGAUCUAAACUGGUUUUGCAAGAUGCUAUUAUAAUGGAGAUUGAGGACUUGGUAUGAGGUAGUUCAGUGGGACAUUCAGAUAGUGGAUUGUUUUAUUCCCCACAGAUCAGUGCUGUAUUAUUUGUAAAAAUGUAGUCUUGCAUAGCCAGACUAAUCUCCACACACUAAGGGGGGGGGACGCUCUAGCUUUUUUGUUUAAUUCUUCAAACCAAUCACAGGUAUCUAGAGACGUUUGCACAAAUGGCUAAAUCCCAAAAAAGAAAAUGCUACAGCUGCUAACUUCUUAACAUUCAUACUGUUACCGACCAGGUUGGGGUGACUUAUCAUUUCAAUUUGUAGGCUGCUAACUUGGAGGUCGAUCUUGCGAUGACGUGUCACAUAGAAACAGGGACUUUGAAAAUGGCAACAGGAGAUUGCUGACUGUAAUCAAGUAGGUCUGCCUGCAGGUCAUGGAUGCAUAAAAAGACCUUGACUCAGCCGUGCUUCAAGUUUUUCCUCUUUGGCCACUCGCAAUGUUGCAGAAAAAAAAAUCCCCAAUGGCCCAAAAAAACAUUUUCUCCAUUGACCAUCAUUAUAAAAGAGACGUCUGUAAAACUGAUAGAACACCUUGAAUUUCAAAUUAAGUCAUCAUUAUCAUUAAUUUUUGAUAGUGGGAAUAAACACUACUACACAUAUUUAUUGGUAAACCUGGAAGCUAGAAAAUGUUUUUGCUGUACGCACCAGGCAGGCAUUCUCCUUAAAUUGAAUUAAAUGGGUGCCAUCUUUUCUAUAAUACAUUCAUGGUACAUGGUAUUAUAGGAUGUGCCUACUACAGUUUGGUUAGGUUUAGGUACACAAACUACUAAAGAUUUGGAUUAAUACAAGUAUAUUAAUCCAGGAAGGAAGGGAGGAAGGUAGGUAGGAAGACUCAGUGGCAGGCUUAUACCAACAGUCUACUUCCUGUGAGUCAAACUAAUAAAAAUGUAAUAAAUUAUUUGAUGAAUGCAUGAA
This is a messenger RNA of Larimichthys crocea (large yellow croaker), 3165 nucleotides long. RefSeq names its product zinc finger protein 501. Gene Ontology annotation, cellular component: nucleus. The record is from RefSeq and is a predicted model, not a curated record. NCBI's taxonomy places the organism in Eukaryota, Metazoa, Chordata, Actinopteri, Sciaenidae. The coding region runs from base 169 to 1926 and encodes 585 amino acids. Gene Ontology annotation, biological process: regulation of gene expression. The transcript has 3 exons.